AUGCCGUGGAAACAACACUACCAGCCGAGGCUGUGGCUUUUACUUGCCUCAACUCGCGACACAGCUUGCUAUACCUUGAUUGGCCAACAACCAGCCCCGCCGUUUCUGCGCAAGCACCGCGGCAUACGCGACUAUGAUCUUGUUGGUAGUCAUUCAGUGAAGAGAUUUGAGAUCAACUCUUGCCCAUCUUGGCUACAGCUCGAUCUGCGUCCAUAUCUGAGCUCAAGCAUCACGUCAUUCACCUUGUUGGGGUGCUCACAUUUUCCGAGGUCACUGCUUGACCUGGUUGCUUUCUGCUGCCCCAAACUUCGCAAUGUCCACCUUGACUAUCUGGCCGAGGACCAAGAACAGGAACAUUUUCUGAAAUUCCUACGGAGAUGCAGACAUCUGCGUGAGCUCACCUUGAGCUCUGAAGAUGGAGUCAGCAUUCCGAAAAAUGUACUGGAGAACUUGGCAUCUCGAAAACAGCUAGAAUAUCUCUAUGCUCCACUCAACACUAUCCCAUACCACUCGAUAGAGACUAUGAUGCGCGAGAAUCCACGCCUAAGUCCCUUUCGCGACGCACGCAGCUUGUUCCUGAGCAUGGAAACGAGAGCAGCAACGUCUGUUCUUUCCGCAGCCGAGUCUCUGGUAGAGAUCCAACUGGAUCUAGCUGACUCUGAACACGAUGUUUUUCAGGUCAUCGGAUCGCUACAUUGCUUGGAGACGGUCGAAAUUUCUUUCGCUAUGCCUAAGCGUCUUACCAUACAUGAGCUUCAAGCCAUCUCGGGCUUGACACGUCUGAAAGACCUUAGCAUAUACGGACCUCCAACAGAGUUGCAUUGGGAUGAUGGCCGCCCUCUGCUGAUUGCCGAAGCUUGGACUGACGACCUCUUCGACUCCUGGAUAGCGAGUUUUGUCCACCUAGAGAAGCUGCUGUUAAGUGUUCGCCCAUCGAGCAGCCACUGGAUUUCAGAGACCAGGUUGAUCGGAAAGAGUUGUCCAAAUUUGACAACGUUGUCGAUGGAUGGUAUACAUGACAUCGGGGCUUGGAGGGUAUCACCUGCGCCAUUGUUUCCUGCACUGCGUCAACUCGAGCUGGGGCGACUCAAGCCAUGGCCGUUCCCAAUGAGUGCCGAAGAGAACAGGGAGUAUGCAAAAGGGCUCGCAUGUCUGAUACAGCAACAUGCGCCUCUGUUAGAGGAGCUCAGUGUGGGGCGAGACGAGUUAUCAAAUGCCGUGGCUGAAGCUUAUAAGCAAGAGAGGUUGGAAACUCGUUGCAUCAACGAGGUCACCAUGUUCGACGCAUGA
Molecule: messenger RNA, 1290 nt
Organism: Aureobasidium melanogenum CBS 110374
Lineage: Eukaryota; Fungi; Ascomycota; Dothideomycetes; Dothideales; Saccotheciaceae
Exons: 3
Coding region: 1-1290 (429 amino acids)
Source: RefSeq, a predicted model, not a curated record